Phalaenopsis equestris is the source of this 351-nucleotide messenger RNA. Its product is annotated as 60S ribosomal protein L36a-like. The transcript has a single exon. The coding region runs from base 3 to 320 and encodes 105 amino acids. Gene Ontology annotation, molecular function: structural constituent of ribosome. Lineage: Eukaryota; Viridiplantae; Streptophyta; Magnoliopsida; Asparagales; Orchidaceae. Gene Ontology annotation, cellular component: cytosolic large ribosomal subunit; ribosome. The record is from RefSeq and is a predicted model, not a curated record. Gene Ontology annotation, biological process: translation.
CCAUGGUGAAUGCCCCGAAAACCAAGAAAACUUAUUGCAAGAACAAGGCCUGCAAGAAGCACACCUUGCACAAGGUCACUCAAUACAAGAAGGGUAAGGAUAGUCUAUCAAUUCAAGGAAAGCGUCGUUAUGAUCGGAAGCAAUCCGGUUAUGGUGAGCAGACUAAGCUUGUUUUUCACAAGAAGGCAAAAACCACAAAAAAGAAUGUGCUGAAAUUGCAAUGCCAAAGUUGCAAACAUUUUUCUCAGCACCCAAUCAAGUGGUGCAAGCAUUUUGAAAUUGGUGGAGACAAGAAGGGCAAGGGAACCUCUUUGUUUUAGAUGCAUUGCUUUAAACUUUCUCAUAGCUUUU